Molecule: messenger RNA, 5391 nt
Organism: Herpailurus yagouaroundi (jaguarundi)
Lineage: Eukaryota; Metazoa; Chordata; Mammalia; Carnivora; Felidae
Gene: KDM4B
Product: lysine demethylase 4B
Exons: 23
Coding region: 124-3498 (1124 amino acids)
Biological process (GO): chromatin remodeling; regulation of gene expression
Cellular component (GO): nucleus; chromatin
Molecular function (GO): histone H3K9 demethylase activity; zinc ion binding
Source: RefSeq, a predicted model, not a curated record
GAACCAUCACCCUUGCCGGGACCUGAUAGAAACCCCUGCCAGCUACGGGGCACCUGUCCUCCGCGGCCUUGGCUCUCCAGUACGACCGGGACUCUGAAGUGUGACGGUCCCUCAGCUGCAGCCAUGGGGUCUGAGGAUCACGGGGCCCAGAACCCGAGCUGUAAAAUCAUGACGUUCCGCCCAACCAUGGAAGAAUUUAAGGACUUCAACAAAUACGUGGCCUACAUCGAGUCCCAGGGAGCCCACCGGGCGGGCCUGGCCAAGAUCAUCCCCCCAAAGGAGUGGAAGCCGAGGCAGACGUACGAUGACAUCGACGACGUGGUCAUCCCGGCCCCCAUCCAGCAGGUGGUGACGGGCCAGUCGGGCCUCUUCACACAGUACAACAUCCAAAAGAAGGCCAUGACGGUCGGGGAGUACCGCCGCCUGGCCAACAGCGAGAAGUAUUGCACCCCGCGGCACCAGGACUUCGAUGAUCUGGAGCGCAAGUACUGGAAGAACCUCACCUUCGUCUCCCCCAUCUACGGGGCCGACAUCAGCGGCUCCCUGUACGAUGACGACGUGGCCCAGUGGAACAUCGGGAGCCUGCGGACCAUCCUGGACAUGGUGGAGCGCGAGUGCGGCACCAUCAUCGAGGGCGUCAACACCCCCUACCUGUACUUCGGCAUGUGGAAGACCACCUUCGCCUGGCACACGGAGGACAUGGACCUUUACAGCAUCAACUACCUGCACUUCGGGGAGCCCAAGUCCUGGUACGCCAUCCCACCGGAGCACGGCAAGCGCCUGGAGCGGCUGGCCAUCGGGUUCUUCCCCGGGAGCUCCCAGGGCUGUGACGCCUUCCUGCGGCACAAGAUGACCCUCAUCUCGCCCAUCAUCCUCAAGAAGUACGGGAUCCCGUUCAGCCGGAUCACGCAGGAGGCCGGGGAGUUCAUGAUCACGUUCCCCUACGGCUACCACGCCGGGUUCAAUCACGGGUUCAACUGCGCGGAAUCUACGAACUUCGCCACCCUGCGGUGGAUCGAUUACGGCAAGGUGGCCACUCAGUGCACGUGCCGGAAGGACAUGGUCAAGAUCUCCAUGGACGUCUUCGUGCGCAUCCUGCAGCCAGAGCGGUACGAGCUGUGGAAGCAAGGCAAGGACCUCACGGUGCUGGACCACACCCGGCCCACAGCCCUGAGCAGCCCCGAGCUGAGCACCUGGAGCGCCUCCCGGGCCUCACUCAAGGCCAAGCUCCUGCGCAGACAAAUUAGUCUGAAAGAAAACAGACACUGGAGAAAGACUGAGGAGGACAGGAAGGCCAGUCUAGAAAGGAAGAAAGAGCAGACCAGGAGGCCGGGGCCGCCGUCCCACCGGAAACGGAGCCAGCCCAAGAAGCCCAAGCCGGAAGACCCCAAGUCCCCAGGGGAGGGGGCCGCCGGGGCCGCCCUCCUGGAGGAGGCUGGCGGCUUGAAGGAGGAGACCUCACAGGAGGCCGACCCCGAGGAGGAAGAGGAGGAGCCCCAGCCGAUGCCACCGCAGGGCCGGGAGGCCGAGGCCACAGAAGAAGACGGAAGGGGCAAGCUGCGGCCAGCCAAGGCCAAGAGCGACAGGAAGAAAAAGAGCUAUGGUCCCCUGCACCCCCACCACGCCCUCUUGCCCCAGCUGCCGCCGCCCCCACCUGCCCAGUUCCCCGCCGAGGAGGCACCCAGGCUGCCACCCCUGCUGGAGUCCCCAGCGCUGGCCCCGGGCCCCGCACCAGCCGAGGAGAACCCCCCCCCACCGCCUCUCAACGUCGUGCCCCCCGAGGCACCUGGCGAGGAGCCAGAGGUGAAGCCACGCCCCAUCAUCCCCAUGCUGUAUGUGGUGCCGCGGCCCAGCACGCUGUGUGACAAGGGCCGCGUGUCCUGCCAGCAGGCCUUUGAGCACUUUGCCCAGAGGGGCCCCACCUGGAAGGAACAGGCGGCCCCCAUGGAGCUGACGGGUCCCGAGGAGGAUAGCAGAGCCGGCGAGGUGCAGGCACCGUCCACAUUUUCCAAAUUGAAGAUGGAAAUCAAGAAAAGCAGACGCCACCCCCUGGGCAAGCCACCCACCCGCUCCCCGCUGACCGUGGUCAAGCAGGAGGCCUCGAGUGACGAGGAAGCCUUCCCUUUCUCCGGGGAGGAGGACAUGAGUGGCCCCGAGGCCUUGAGGUCUUUGCUCUCCCUGCAGUGGAAGAACAAGGCUGCCGGUUUCCAGGCCGAGAGGAAGUUCAACGCGGCGGCCGCCCUGACCGAGCCCUACUGCGCCAUCUGCACUCUCUUCUACCCUUACACCCAGUCCCUACAGACCGACAAGGAGGCUCCCCAGGCCUCUCUCGGGGAGGGUCCCUCGGUGGCUCCCCCUUCCAAAAGUGGCCAGAAGACACGGCCGUUGAUCCCCGAGAUGUGCUUCACGUCCGGCGGUGAGAACACGGAGCCGCUUCCCGCCAACUCCUACAUCGGCGACGACGGGACCAGCCUGCUGAUCGCCUGCGCCAAGUGCUGCCUGCAGGUUCACGCCAGUUGCUACGGCAUCCGCCCCGAGCUGGUCAACGAAGGCUGGACGUGUUCCCGGUGCACGGCCCACGCCUGGACUGCGGAGUGCUGCCUUUGUAACCUCCGGGGCGGAGCCCUGCAGAUGACCACCGACCGCAGGUGGAUCCACGUGAUCUGUGCCAUCGCGGUCCCCGAAGUGCGCUUCCUGAACGUGAUGGAGCGCCACCCUGUGGACAUCAGCGCCAUCCCCGAGCAGCGGUGGAAGCUGAAAUGCGUGUACUGCCGGAAGCGGAUGAAGAAGGUGUCAGGAGCCUGCAUCCAGUGCUCCUGUGAGCACUGUUCCACCUCCUUCCACGUGACCUGCGCCCACGCCGCCGGGGUCCUCAUGGAGCCUGACGACUGGCCCUACGUUGUGUCCAUCACCUGCUUCAAGCACAAGUCAGGGGGCCACACCGUCCAGUUCCUGAGGGCCGUGUCCUUGGGCCAGAUGGUCAUCACCAAGAACCGCAACGGGCUCUAUUACCGCUGCCGGGUCAUCGGCACCAGCACGCAGACCUUCUAUGAAGUCAACUUUGACGAUGGGUCCUACAGCGACAACCUGUACCCGGAGAGCAUUACCAGUAGGGACUGUGUCCGGCUGGGACCCCCACCCGAGGGCGAGUUUGUUGAGCUUCGGUGGGCGGAUGGCAACAUGUACAAGGCCAGGUUCAUUUCCUCCGUGACGAGCCACGUCUAUCAGGUGGAGUUCGAGGACGGGUCCCAGCUGAUGGUGAAGCGCGGGGACAUCUUCACCCUGGACGAGGAGCUCCCCAAGAGGGUCCGGUCGCGGCUGUCGCUCAGCACGGGGGCACCUCAGGAGAACACCUUCUCGGGAGAGGAGGUGAAGGCCGCCAAGCGCCCGCGAGUGGGCACCCCACGCGCCCCCGAGGACUCAGGACGGAACCCGGACUACCUAGCGUUCAUGGAGAGCCUCUUGCGGGCGCAGUGCCGGCCCGGGGCCCCCUUCUAGGACAGCCGGCCGCCCGGCGACCCCUCGGCCCAGCAAGGCAGGCGGCGGCCGGCCCUGGCGUUUGCUUGCUGUGAAUUCCUGUCCUCGCCUCCCCGGCCCCCCGAGAGGCUACCUCUGCGCGGCCGCCCCCGCUCUGCGGCGACAGGAGCCAGCAGGACGCCGGCGCGCGGCCCCCCCGGACUCAGGGAGCAGGGCCACGCGGGCUCUGGGGGGGCCGGCCGGGGACUCGCGCCACCCCCACGACUCAGAUUCGUAAACCAUGUAAGCUCUUCUCGAAAAGGUGCUACUGCUUUGCCUGCCUCCUGAGCAGCCUUGGAGGUUGUGACUUCUGUACAUACGUGACCUUUGUGAGGCUCUUUCUAGAAAUACCUGUUGUUUAAAAAAACACGAGGAAAAAAAGGAAAACAAAGAAAAGGAAAAAAAAUCCCCAAAGUUGUUUUCUAGAUUUGUGGCUUUAAACACGAAACAAAACAAAACAGAAACGUUCUUUUUUUUCCAGAACCAAGAUACGCUGAGGGAGAUAAAAGCAUCUCGGGUUUUUUGUUGGCUUGUUGGUUUGUCGGUCAUUGUUUUAAAACCUCGCUUGUCUGCGCACCAGCGGCAGGGAGGUGCCCCGCAUGCGGGGAGGCCCGGUGGCACCUGGGAGGCCAGGCAGGGUGCCGGUGACAGGGUGACAGGCGUCGGCCCGUCCCUCCUCUCUCCGGGACUUGGCGAAGGUCUGGGCGGCCGGCCCUGCCUGCUCCCUCUGGGGGCGACCACCAGCUGCAGGGGUCGCAGAGCCCCUUUCCGGUCCCCGCGCGCCUUCACGAAAUAAACACGCUCUCUCCUGGUUUGUUCCCUCUCCUGCUUCUUCUCCUCGUGACUGCACUGCCGGCCGGCCGGGGGGCCUCCGCGCUGUCUGCAAAAGGCUCCGUGUCCCCAGAGCGUCCCCCUCCAGGCCGUGUGCGUGGCCGGGCGUCUGUUCACCGACAAGCGUGGGUGACAUCCGUGGCUGUCUGGGGAGGGAGGAUGUGAAACCAGCCAGCUCUCCUCCCCGGCCCCCCACCCCCACCCCGUGGCCCAAGUCCGGGGGUUCCCGGUGGCCCCAGGCCCUGGCCGCUGCCCCACCGGCGCAGGGGUGCCUGCCUUGGACCCCGAGGGGCCAAUGGCAUCCGCGUCUUGCUUGGGAGACGUGGGUCUGUGCGUCUGGGGGACGCUGAUGUCAGCACGGAGGAACCGGGAUUUCCGAGGUGUGCUUGUGAGGGGCUUUGGGCCCCCGCCCACCUGCCCACCUGCCCACCGCGGCGGCCCCUGCCGUCCUGCCCAGGGAUUGCCGGCAGAAUCUGCUCGUGUAAAAAAAAAAAAAAAAAAAUUAAAAAGAGUGUUCUGCUGGUUGCCCCGCCAGAAAGAACUAUAUAAGGAGAACAGAAAAGAUGUAAAUGAGCCGAGAACCUUGCGUUUCGUUGGUGGGGGCGGGGGGCAGGUGCCCUGGAGGGGGCGGGGGCGGGGGCGGGAGGUGCCGCGGGGAGCCCGCCGGAUGUGGGGGUCCCCCUCUGCAUGCGGCGGCCCCGCGGGGCGCCGGCACUGUGUUCAUAUGUAGUUUGAAAAUGCUAUUUAUAUUGUAAAGGGAACAGGAGGAAGGGGGCUGGCCCUCGGGCGGAGGGGUGGGCCAGACCCAGGCAGGGUCUCUCUGGGUCUGGGUCUGGGUCUGGGUCUGGGGCGACGUGCAGACAGGCCGCGGCUCGGCGAAGGGGAAACGCACAUUUCCCCACCAACGUAUACCCGUGUCUAUGUACAAAAACGAGAAACAAAGCCACCCGCCCUGAUUUUGCUCCCACCCAAGAUUAAGGAUGCGCUGUAUUUUUGCCUCUAGGUUCAUAAUGAAUUAAAGGCUCGUGAGCACUGCGAAACAGA